ACAGAUCACAUCUGACAUAUCACUGCAGGACAUUUAGUAGUAGCAAUCAUUUUGAUUACAGUUGUAUUGCCUUUCUAAUGAAAUUCCUUGAUCCUAACCUGAAAAGGCAAAAAACCUAAGGACUAUUUUCCAAUGCAUCUAAAAGAGGAGUUUGUCAUUUUUUGCUUGCAUAGAUUGUCCAGAUGAACACAUUCAAGCCAGGCCACAAAGAAAAGGCAAGGCGUCUGACUUUCGUCCUCAUCCUCUGCUUUCAUCUGGCCAGGGCUCCUCCUCCAGGUCCAUGCAAGCACUCAGUGACCCACGACCACCUUCUGACACUCAGAAAACUGAUUCAAAACCAGUUAUUAAAUGGCUGUUCAAUGAAAUAUGCCUUCAUAGAGCGCCAACAUUUGAGUGACGUGUGUUACGUCAAAGCGGCAAUCCCUCAGAUCCUCGAUUUAAUCAAGACACAUUUCAACUAUGUCCCAAAGUCGGAUAACAAUCGCUACGUCACAUCCUUGGAAAAUGUCAUAUAUAACAUCUACACCCACAGAUGUAUUCCUGAAAUCAAUGAAGAACAGGAGGACAAUCCAGAGAAAUUUACGAAAGACUACAACACGUCACCACAAGAGAGUCUGGAGAAAGUCCACAAUGUUCUGACCAUGUACAUGACCCUGAUGAUGGAGAGCAGAGAGCUUAUAGACUGGGGCUGUGAAGACGAGUAUGCCGUGGAUCUUCCUGAGUCUCAUGACGUUUACCACCAUACACAAGAUGAGUGGCUGUCUACUUCAGAAAGCUAUGCGCCAACAAGCAAAUGGACAAGCCCAUCUCCAUCAGAGCUAACAACAGAAGCUCCGGAAAGAUCCUCUCAGCCACACAGUACUACAAUAGCCACAGCAUGGUCAUCCCAAUCAGCUGGCACUGGUGAUGACAACACAGACGUUUUAGACUCAAAGGGACAAAAAGGCGGCACUGCUACUGCUAGUGAUCCGCUCACUGACCCCACACUUCAGCCAAACAGAGUCCGACCUGUAUCUUGGGGAUAAAUGAUUAUCAUAUCAUACAGAUUGUAAUGGAUUAAACACUGUUGCUUAUUAAAAUGAAAAUAAAAAAAUGAUGGGAAUUGAUAGGAGAGCCUGAAAACCUGAAAUUAGACUAUUUAUUUGUAUUCAAAAAAUAAACUUUCGGGAUAGACAUUUCCAUGAUUAAAACAAAUAUGUAAGGCAA
Molecule: messenger RNA, 1206 nt
Organism: Clupea harengus (Atlantic herring)
Lineage: Eukaryota; Metazoa; Chordata; Actinopteri; Clupeiformes; Clupeidae
Gene: csf1a
Product: colony stimulating factor 1a (macrophage)
Cellular component (GO): membrane
Molecular function (GO): growth factor activity; cytokine activity
Source: RefSeq, a predicted model, not a curated record